Salarias fasciatus (jewelled blenny) is the source of this 3606-nucleotide messenger RNA. It is a transcript of the gene wdr20b, whose product is annotated as WD repeat domain 20b. Bases 19 to 1950 code for a protein of 643 amino acids. Gene Ontology annotation, molecular function: protein binding. Lineage: Eukaryota; Metazoa; Chordata; Actinopteri; Blenniiformes; Blenniidae. The transcript is spliced from 4 exons. The record is from RefSeq and is a predicted model, not a curated record.
UGAACGCCAAUUUUCAAGAUGGCGGCGGAGGGAGGAGGGAAGGAGAUGAACGAAAUUAAAACUCAGUUCACCACCCGAGAAGGCGUCUACAAACUCCUCACCCACUCCGAAUACAGCCGCCCGAACAGGGUGCCUUUCAACUCGCAGGGCUCCAAUCCCGUCAAGGUCUCCUUCGUGAACGUGAACGACCAGUCCGGCAACGGCGACAGGAUCUGUUUCAAUGUGGGCCGGGAGCUCUACUUUUACAUCUACAAAGGCGUGAGAAAGGCUGCGGAUCUUAGUAAGCCCAUAGACAAGAGGAUAUACAAAGGAACGCAGCCUACGUGUCAUGACUUCAACCCUCUCACGGCGACGGCAGAGAGCGUCUCCCUGCUGGUGGGCUUCUCAGCAGGCCAGGUGCAACUUAUAGACCCCAUAAAGAAGGAGACCAGCAAACUCUUCAAUGAGGAGAGACUUAUAGACAAAUCGAGAGUCACGUGUGUGCGAUGGGUCCCUGGUUCGGAGAGCCUGUUCCUGGUGGCUCACUCCAGCGGCAGCAUGUAUUUGUACAACGUGGAGAACACCUGUGGGACGACGGCGCCUCACUACCAGCUUCUCAAACAGGGAGAGAGCUAUGCGGUGCAUACCUGCAAGAGCAAGUCCGCCCGGAACCCAUUACUGCGCUGGACAGUGGGCGAGGGGGCCCUUAAUGAGUUUGCGUUCUCCCCGGACGGCAAGUUUCUGGCCUGUGCGAGCCAGGACGGCUUCCUGCGGGUGUUCGGCUUCGACGCCGCGGAGCUCCACGGGACGAUGAAGAGCUACUUUGGCGGUUUACUGUGCGUGUGCUGGAGCCCCGAUGGACGAUACAUCGUGGCGGGAGGGGAGGACGACCUGGUGACGGUGUGGUCGUUUUUGGACUGCAGGGUCAUCGCACGGGGACACGGCCACAAGUCGUGGGUGAGCGUCGUGGCGUUCGACCACUGCACCACCAGCGUGGAGGACGGCGAGCCCCCCGCCGAGUUCAGUGGCAGCGACGAGGACUUCCACGAGCAGAUUCACUUCGGCGCCGGCGUGGACAGGGCGAACAGCUCUCACUCACGGCUCUCUAAGAGAAACUCUACGGACAGUCGGCCUGUCAGCGUGACCUACAGGUUUGGCUCGGUGGGGCAGGACACCCAGCUGUGUCUGUGGGACCUGACGGAGGACAUUCUUUUCCCACACCUCCCUUUGUCACGCACUAGGACUCACACUAAUGUUAUGAAUGCCACAAGUCCUCCAGCCACUGGACAAACUACUACUACUGUAUCCACCAACACCACCACCGCCACCAACUCGAGCGGCACCAAUGGCAAAGACAAUGUGAGCAAUAGUAGCACCAGUGGGAACACAUCCAACUCCCUCCCCAACACCCUGCCUCGCUCAAACAGCUUGCCUCAUGCUUCCAACCCAGCAGGGGGCAGCACCCCCAACAGUCACACGGGCAGCAGCAGCAACAGCAGCACCUCCACCACCACCUCCACCUCCACCACCACCUCCAGCACCAAGGGCAACAGCAUCAUGGACAGCGCGUUCAUUGCCACCAGCGUCAGCAAGUUCGCCACGCUGUCGCUGCACGACUCGCGCAAGGAGCGCCACGAGAAGGACCACAAGAGAAACCACAGCAUGGGCCACAUCAGCAGCAAGAGCAGCGACAAGCUCAACCAGCUCAGUUCCUCGCGGACGGCGAAGGCCGACGCCGCCAAGACUCUGGGCACGGCGCUGUGCCCGCGCAUGGAGGAGGUGCCGCUCCUCGAACCCCUGGUGUGCAAGAAGAUCGCUCACGAGAGACUCACUGUGUUAAUCUUCCUUGAGGACUGUCUGGUAACAGCCUGUCAGGAGGGUUUCGUUUGCACAUGGGCUAGGCCUGGGAAAGUGGGAUUGCUAUCAUCUCAAAACAACCCAGCCAACUCCCCCAGUGGAACAGUAGUAUAGCCCUAGUGCUGGCGCUGCUAAUGACAGCUCCAUGCCACAGAGACGGGGAUGACCAAGGCCACGGCCCUGCAGCGCUUCUUCACACACUGUCACACACCACACCACCUCCAGUGUCCCAGUUCAUUUUCAUCACUACACUCUCCCGCAUGUUGUUUUUGCUUUUUGUGUUGAGAUAAGUGAUGUUGGCCGAGCCAGGGUGAGACUUCUCCUCCCUAUUGCGAUCUUUCUUUCUUUCUCUCUUUCUUUCUUUUCUCCUUCUGUCAGGGGGUUAAAUGGGUGCUACUGUUCAGAAGAGCUUUAACUCAUCCAGGAGGUGAAGGAGAGCGUUCGACUGGCUCACUGUCGCAUCUCUGGUCAUAUCAAGUCGUGUCUAGUCUGAAAAACGACAAACUCUAAUACCCAAUCUAUUGUGCCUGUAGAUCUUCAAAGACUAGACACGGUGUAAGCUUUGUGAAGAUGCCUCAGCCUAACCUUUUGUGUGUAUGUGUGUGUGUGUUUGUGGGGAUUAAUCCAACGCCUCAUUUUUUUAAAAAAUACAUUCACAGAUAAAGGGAAAAAGAUGAGGGAUUGUUUUGGAAAAGUGGCAUAUCCCCAUAAGUGUUUUUUUUUUUUCACCUCCUGGAUGUAGCUGAAGUCUUCAUACACCAAGAAAGACAUUUUUUCUCCCCUCCACCCCUCGAUUUACAAACUGUUUCAGAGUUUCACACUUAGUAUAUUUUGCACAUAUCUGCUUCCAUUGUUUUUGCCCCCUCCGCCACACACACACACACACACACACACACACACACACGUUUCAGUCCAUCACAGGAACACAUGCUAAACAUUUUGUCGACAGCUUUGGAAGCACUUGGGGAACCGGCUUGUUUUUUGCUCUUUGUCUCAACGCUGGAUGCUGCAAUCAGUUUUUUAUAUGGAAAAUAAAUAGUUUGCACUUAAUAGUUUGUUAGAGGAGAAUGGCUUUACAUUUUUUGGAGCGUGUAAGGACUCCUUGACAAGGUUGAUAUAUAAAUAUAUAUAAAUAUCUAUAAAUAGAAUUAAAUAAAACCUUUGUAUCUAUUGAACAUUUAUUUUAAUAUUGUUUCUGAUUAAAUGGGCUCUGUAAUAUAUGUAAAUAUUGUACUUCGAUGAGUUAUGGGUGAAAUGAUCAUUAUAACAUUAGUUCAAAGACCCUCAUUUCAGAAAAUACUGAUAUUUCUAAUACAGAAAUCUAUACCUAAUAUUAAAAUGAAUCUUAAAUAUGCAGGUGAAAAUGUUUCCUUGUUUUUUGUUGUACAUAAAGAGAAUUCAGGUGUAUUUUUAAUAACGAAACGUUUGGUAUAGGAAAUGUCUACGAAAUCCUCUCGUCUAACAGGUAGUGCUGAACGCUAGCUAAGCCUGUCGCCGCAGAUCUCUCUCUUUGACGUUGGCAGGUAGGCGCAGACGCAGUGCUCUAAUUCAGCCAUCAUUCCGAGCUCAGGUAAACCACAGGAAGACUAACGCUGGCAUUGUUACCCCCCCCCCCCCCCCCUUUCCUCUCCCCCACCCUCCCCAUGCGCACUAGUCCCAUCCUAUCAAACCAACAUGCUUGUGAAUUCACUUUAACAAAGACUGACAACCGUGUUCUGCUGACAGGGCUGAGAAAUCUGUGACUCCACUUCUUGUGAGUAAUAACUGCUA